This is a messenger RNA of Nicotiana tabacum (common tobacco), 1024 nucleotides long. RefSeq lists its product as uncharacterized. NCBI's taxonomy places the organism in Eukaryota, Viridiplantae, Streptophyta, Magnoliopsida, Solanales, Solanaceae. The record is from RefSeq and is a predicted model, not a curated record.
AAGAAAAAGAUGGGUCUAGGCGGAUCAUAGUUGCGGAGCAGACCGGAGCGACCCGGUUUAAUGGUCCAUAUUGCAGUAAAACUGAGAGAGAGAGUGUUCAGUCUUCUUCAUCAGCUUGACCGUGAAUUCAAUACCUCAAACUCGAAAACAUAAAUUUACUAGAGCAAAUUUUCUGCUAUCCUUUAAUUAGAGCUGUGAAAUUUGUUAUCAAAGAAUGCAAAUGAAGAAGCUUAUAGAAUUCGGGAGAAAAGCAAUGUUCUAUAUUAGGGUUCUGUCAGGUUAUGAAGAGCGUAGAAUUCGAUCUUAUCGAUUGCAACUUCAACAGCGUCUUCAACAGGCGGAAGAGAGGAAGGCAGCAGUAAGGAAGAUUCCCGAACAGAUUAUUUUAUCAGAAGUUAAGCGCAUGGUGGAAGAGAUGCAAGCUUUGAAUAAGAAGUUAGAAGAUACUGAGGUUGCGAUACAUGAAUAUUUUAAGCCUUUAGACCAGCAAGCAGAGGAAGUAAUGAAAAUGCAGCUUAAGGGAGACGAAAGGAGAAAAGAUGAGCUGAUGGAGGCCAUGCAAAGGCAAGCACUUCUUGAGAUGGCUAACGCAGAGAAACUUAAAAACAUGCAAAUCCAGGGCACAAACACAAAUGUCCAAGAGAAAACAUCCAGAGAGACUCAAUCAGAAGCAAGAUAGUUUUGUAGGGUAUGAAGUGGUUCGUGAAAUUGGUACCGUAGGAGUUCAUAUAAUUUUGCUUCUCAGAAUGUCAUUAUUUUGGCAAUGCAAGAGAGGAAUCCGGACUUGUCCUAAGCAUCUGAUGAAUUUGUAACAAAUAAAGAGAAAUAGGAAUCCUCCUCGUUCAUUAAAAACACAUGCCAACGAGAAAUAGGAAUCCUCCUUGUUCGUUCAAAAACACAUGCCAAUUUUUGUAGUAUGUUUUACAUUGACGUUUUCUCUUCCCUGCAAUAUGGUGUUCUGUUCCUGUAAAACCAUCCCGAGUUCUGCUUUAUCUUGGUCAGAUGAUUAGUUUCAUUCUGAGAA